This is a messenger RNA of Electrophorus electricus (electric eel), 4390 nucleotides long. It is a transcript of the gene igdcc4, whose product is annotated as immunoglobulin superfamily, DCC subclass, member 4. NCBI's taxonomy places the organism in Eukaryota, Metazoa, Chordata, Actinopteri, Gymnotiformes, Gymnotidae. Gene Ontology annotation, molecular function: protein binding. Gene Ontology annotation, biological process: cell-cell adhesion. The record is from RefSeq and is a predicted model, not a curated record.
UGAGGCGUCGAGAGAUACAGCGGUUCUCCCCUGACUAGUACAGUCCUGUUAUGGUGAAACACAGGGGAACUGCGGUCCUGCGGCAUACAAGAGACUGGGAGGAAGGGGACAAUUCCGGGGAGAAUUUUGCGGAUUCCAGUGAAUGCAUGUAGCGGUAUAGCUCGCAAUAUUAAACUCGCGCUGCUUUCCUCUCGGCUGGAAAUCAAAGAUUGUACAUGGCGGUGAAUAUCGGGUUCUUCUGUCUGCUUUCUCUGGGGUGCUGUCGCCUGUCCGUGCAAGAGAGCCCUGCUUCUGUGGAGCUGAGCUGUGGGCCUGGCCCCGCCCACGUGGUGCUUGAGACACCCCGCCCCCUGCUGCUGGACUGCCAUUUGGGGGCCGUCGAGGCACCACGCAACGUCACCUGGCUCCGCGACGGGGCGGUCCUGGGCGAGAGCGAGGCGAUCCAGCUCCUGCCCAAUGGCUCCCUGCUGGUGCUGCCCGCCGGCCGGGACUGGCAGACUCCAGCACACGUGGAGGGCGACUACCGAUGUCUGAGUGGCAGCUCCUUCGGUGCACUGACCAGUCGCACGGUUACGCUGCAGCUGGCUAGCCUGUCUCGUUUCCUUCAGGACCCGGAGUCUCAGGUUGUACCCACAGGUGGCACUGCCCGCUUUCAAUGCCACGUGGAUGGCCUGCCUGUCCCCAGCAUUACAUGGGAAAAAGACCAGGUGCCACUUCCUGUUCCUGCCGACUCGGAUGACCCGGCGAGAUAUGUAACUCUCCCAAAUGGGGUCCUGCAGAUUUUGGGGGUCAUCAAGGACGAUGAGGGCUUGUACCGCUGUGUAGCGUCCAAUUCUGCCCGCAAGCGCUACAGCCAAAAUGCGUCCCUCACAGUCACUUCAGGUCCCUCAGAGGAGAGUGAAGUCGUGAUUAUAGCUCCACCGCGGGACUCGACAGUGGUGUUGGGCCUCCCAGCGGUACUGGAGUGUAUGGCUCAGGGCCAGCCUAAGCCCUUUGUGUCCUGGAGCAGACAGGAUGGGAAACCUAUUGCCACAGAUGUGGUUGUCCUGGCAACCAACCUAGUGAUCCCAGACACCCGCAGUCAUCAUGCUGGAGUGUACGUGUGUCGUGCCAACAAGCCCAAAACCCGGAACUUUGUGUCUGCGUCGGCAGAGAUCCGCGUGCUGGCUGCUCCAGUGAUCCUGCAGCCACCUGAGACUGUGUCUCUGUCACGGGGCAACACCGCGCGUUUCGUGUGCAACGGCUCGGGCGAGCCCCGGCCGGCGUUGCGCUGGCUGAAGAACGGCGAGCCCGUUCGCUGGAGUGCCCGCGUUCGCACGCAAAGCCCCGGCGUGCUGCUCAUCAACCAGCUGGGCCUGGCCGACGCCGGCUACUACCAGUGCCUCGCCUCCAACAGCCUGGGUGUCACCUGCGCUGCUGCCAAGCUGUCUGUCAUCGUGCGGGAGGGGCUUCCCAGCCCUCCACGCCAGCUGGAGGCCACGGCCCACUCCAGCACGUCUGCCCUGCUGACCUGGGAGCCACCUGAGCACAACAGCGACCAGGUUAUCGGCUUCUCCAUACACUACCAGCGUGCCACAGGCUCAGAUAACAUGGAGUAUCAGUUUGCAGUGAACAACGACACUACGGAAUUGCACGUGAAGGAGCUCCAGCCUCACACGGCCUACACCUUUUACGUGGUGGCAUAUUCACCCAUGGGUGCCAGCCGUCCAUCACAGUCUGUCACCGUGGAGAUGCUGGAGGAUGUGCCGAGCGCAUCUCCCCAGCUGUCACUGCUCAGCACGUCGCCCACUGAGAUCAGAGCCAUGUGGAUGCCUCUCUCCUCGCACCACAGCCGCGGGGACAUCAUGCGCUACCGCAUCGACUACUGCACACUGGAGCACACAUCUGAGCUGUUCUCAGUGGAGGUGGCAGGGAACGAGACCCAGGUGACCCUGAAGAAUCUGAAGCCCAGUCACACAUACCAGCUACGGAUUGCUGCAGGAACUCAAGCUGGAUUUGGCCGGCCCUCAGAGUGGGCUGUUCACCACACACCUAACCUUACUCAGGUGCUCUUUGCACCAACAGAACUAAAAGUGAGAGCCAAGAUGCAUUCCCUCCAUGUCACAUGGCAACCACCACCAAAUCACACGCAGAUCACCAGCUACAAACUGGCCUAUCGAGAGGUGGAUGGAGAGGAGCCAGCCAAUGAAGAGAAUCCUGCGGGUGAUGCUCAUGAAAUUAGGCUACGCAAACGUGUGAAGCAUUAUGAGAUCACAGGCUUGGCUCCUGAUUGUCUGUAUGAGGUCAAAGUGUGGGCAUGUAAUAAGCAGACUGAGGGCUAUCCAGCUGUUUGGAAGGGCCGGACAGACAAGUUUACUGAACCAGUGCGACCACCGAACUCCCUUCCCCCUCUGCCCCCCAGCAAUGUAAAGGCCCAGGCCAACAGCUCCACCUCCAUUUGGCUGCAGUGGGAGAAACCGCCGUUCAGUAAUGAACGUGUCGUCACUUACACGAUCCGCUGUAGCCCUGCGGGAACACGUAACGCCUCGCUCAUCUCCUACUACACCAGCACUUCUCAGGAGAUCCUGUUGGGGGCGCUAAAGCCCUUCACCCGCUAUGAGAUUGCUGUUCAGUCAAAUGGCAUCAAUAUGGGCGGCCCCUUCAGUGGCACAGUGGAAGAGUCCACAUUAGCUGACCGACCCUCAUCUCCCCCCACAGACCUGCAGUUAAGCGCUAUAAAUUCAUUCUCAGUGUUGGUGAGUUGGCGCCCCCCGCUGGAGCCCAAUGGUAUUGUAGUGAGCUACAGAAUGCUCUACAGUGGCAACCUCAGCCAGCCCGAUCAUCUGUGGACCAACCUUAGUCAUGAUGGAUCUGUCACUAGCACAGAGGUUCUGGAUUUGAUGAGCGAAACGCGUUACUACUUUAAGAUGGCCGCAUGCACUGAGGUGGGGGUAGGACCUUUCUCUCCUGUGAAGGAUGUACACACGCCCCCAAAGCAAUAUGAGUUGGAUGUCCAUGCAGUUACUGGGAUCAUUGUUGGUGUGUGUCUUGGGCUUCUCUGCAUCCUACUCUGCAUGUGUGUUAGUUUCCGCAACGGGAAAAGCCGGGAGGCCUCUGCAGGGUUGGAACCCAGUGCCGUGGGGCCCCAGUACCGUAGGGGGGGCCACCCUGUGUCUGCCUCCGUGCAUGACUGCACUGACUGCCAUGAACUGGAGACCCUCAUGCAGCCUGGAGCCCAAGACCCUCCUCUGUCUUUGAUGGAACCCAGUGAGCAGCAACACCUCAUGGGUAGUGUGGGCAUGCUUGACUGUGCAGAGUCCAAGCCAAUGUGGAACGGUUCAGUCAGCCGCGACUGGGCCAGCCGCAUCACCACAUACAGAGACACGAUCACAGAAGAGUCGACGUCGAUCCUGAACGGACCACUGGAUGGUCCAAACGCUGCAAAUAUUGAGAGAGGAUGCGAGGAAUGCUUGCAUUCACUAGGCUCUAAUCAGGUGGAGGCAGAGGUGAUCGUGCACUCUGAGCUGUCUGAGCCUGUGGAAGACCAGGGCGUUCCCACUUUGGGGUCUCCUAUCUCCAAAGGUCCCCCGGAGUCCAUGGAGGACCAGUUGGAUCAGACUGUAGGGUCUCCUGUCUCUCAGGGUCCCCUUUACAAAGAGGAAUCUCCGCCACUACAGCACACCACCUCUCCGUCAUUCUCCGGCCCCGCCUCUGCCCUGGAGCUCCACCCUUCCUCCCCACCCCUCUCCAGCCCCAUCCAGGAGGUACUGUCCAAUCACAGCGGAGUGCAGCAGAGUGGGCUGGUCCAGCUGACUGCGGGAGGGGUCAAGAAUGAACGGGUGGGUCUUACCAACGGCUUCCACACCUCUGAACACCUGCGGCCCAGGCGGGGGAGCCAGGACAGGGAUCACAGACUCAGGCCAGCGGUGAAGGCCCUCAACCAGUCAGGGCUGCCCCCAUCCUCUGCAACCUUAGUACGGGCAGGCCUUAUCCAGGCUACCUCAGCUGGCCUGCGGCCCUGAGCUCAUAUGACGAGGAGAAACCAUGUUGGAGUGAACCAUCUGGCCAAUAUUCCAGAGUGGAGACGAAUCACUGUGCCUGACAUGCAUGAACAGCGCAGCCUGUCUCACCUGUGAACCCUAAUGGAGAAUGCUUCAUUCCACUCUAUGGGCAAAGUCUCCCUCUUGUCUACUGCAAGUGAUUGUUUUAAUUGUUUUAUAACUCUGUACAUACAGAAUAGUUUUUUAGCUCUAGAAGCCAUGGGUAUGCAUUUUUUUUUCGCAUAUUGAUGGUACUUUGGGGGUGGAGUGUGUAUGUGCAUGUACCAUAUACCAUAUGUAUUGAUUUGAUAUACAUAGUUACAUGCACACAUGAAUGAAUGAGUGUGUGUGUAUGUGUGUGUGUGUGUGUG